ACUCUUUUCCUCCACUUUACUCUUCACUACGCUCCAUGGGCUAGAAUCUCUCUCUGCCAUCAUCACACUUCACAGUUCAGAGAGAGAAAAGAAGCAGCAGAGAGCUACAAGAAGAAGAGCUAGAAGGAGGAGGGGGAAUCCAUGGGGAACAUCCUGAAGUGCUUCAGGGGAGACGAAGAAGAAGACCACUACCCCUACUACCAUCCAGGCUCCAGGCCCCACUACCCCCAGCAGCAGCAGCAGCAGCAAGCUGAUGGCCAUGGAGUCGCCUCCCUGGCGCACGACCUCCUCAACUUUGAGAGCGCGUCCAUGGUUCCUGAAGGGCUCAAGCAGCAUGUUACGGCGUCCAAGAAAGCACAGAUUAAAUGGUACCAGAAUAUGUUGGAGGCAUAUAAGAAUGCCAGAACCCCACCGAGAACACCGGAAGAGGCUGCACAACUAGUUGUAUCAGCCCUAAACUGGAUCCAGAGAGCUGAUUUGGAGGGUAUCCUCGAGUUCUACAACUUCCCCAUCCCAUCGCUACCUGCAGCAUCCUCAAACCACCGUCCAUCCUCGCUGCCAGAGGGUGUGCAGUUUGUCUUGAACACUUUACCGGUUCAUAACCAAAACAUUGGAGAUGGCGAUGGCUUUACCGCUUAUGUUGCCACAACCGAUCCGAGGGAGUCUGGGAAUGUUCCUAUAGAAGUACAUGAGAUGGUGAUUGCGAGGACUGAAGCACGCAAUCGUAGGGAUUACAAGAGUGCCGAUGCACUUCAAAGUAGACUUAAAGAAGCUGGAUACAAGAUAAUCGUCUGUUCAGACGAAGAGAUCCUAGCAAGGAAAUACCGAAUCAGAAUGAGGGGAAUUGAUGCACCAGAGCUUAAGAUGACAUAUGGGAAGGAAUCAAAGAGUGCUUUGGUGAAGCUCAUUGGUGGGAAAAGAACCACAAUUCAUGUGUAUGGGCAGGACCAGUUUGAUCGCUACGUUGGUGAUGUCUAUUGCAAUGGUGUGUUCAUCCAGGAGAAAAUGCUGAAGAAUGGUCACGCAUGGCAUUUUACGACCUACGACAAGCGCCCAGAGUUUGCUAAAUGGGAGAGAGAGGCAAGAGCUGCACAGCGAGGGCUCUUUGCCUCACUCAACCCUGAGAAGCCGUGGGACUGGCGAAGAGAGCAGCGCAACGGUGGCAUUCAGGUCUACUAAUGGCUCCAUCCAUGUCUCGAACUAAUGGUCAGAAAGGACCAAUGUAUUGUAUACCACCAAUCUCUACGGUGCAUGUAAAAGGAGCUAUCCCUGAAGCUUGUCUGGUCAAGCUAUAAGAUGGAAUGUAAUUCAUCUUCUGAGCAUACUCCUGAAGAAGAUUCUUGCAGAGGCCAGUUUCUAGCUGAAAACCAUAGUAACAAGUGUGGAUUAGAAUGCUAUUUUAACUAAGCCAUUCUAUUACUUGUGAACUAAGCAUAUUCCACGAUAACAUGUACUGUGAGGUAUGCAUCUGCAAUUAAAGAACCAGGGGCUUGAAUAAAUACAAGCCAAUAGAGAGUAGGAUGAUAUCAGACUUGGGCAAAGCCACAUUGAAGUGGAAGAGAAAAGCUUACAUAUCCACAUGCAACAAUAUGGUCAAAUUAGCAGACAUUACUCAAAGGCUGAUAACACCAAGGAGCAAAGAUGCUAUCAGUGUUCAUGUAACGCAUUGCACGAAGACUUCACCUUACGAAAAAGAUUUCUGAUAUUUUCACAUUAUUACAGGCAGAAUAACUGAAAACAAUUUUACAGGGCUUAACUUCCAUAAUUUCAGGAAGCCCCU
Triticum aestivum (bread wheat) is the source of this 1780-nucleotide messenger RNA. RefSeq names its product probable staphylococcal-like nuclease CAN2. The transcript has 10 exons. Lineage: Eukaryota; Viridiplantae; Streptophyta; Magnoliopsida; Poales; Poaceae. Bases 142 to 1179 code for a protein of 345 amino acids. The record is from RefSeq and is a predicted model, not a curated record. Gene Ontology annotation, cellular component: cytoplasm.